Molecule: messenger RNA, 1911 nt
Organism: Aureobasidium namibiae CBS 147.97
Lineage: Eukaryota; Fungi; Ascomycota; Dothideomycetes; Dothideales; Saccotheciaceae
Exons: 2
Coding region: 1-1911 (636 amino acids)
Source: RefSeq, a predicted model, not a curated record
AUGGUUGGCAUUACUCCGCCAUACUCCUUUACCGCUGUCAGCCAGAAGGACAGGGAUCCGACCUACGACUUUGACCCCAAGGCCGUUACCCGUGCCAGCUACUAUUCCAUCGCCUCUUCAGCGUCAACUCCUGCCCCCAAGCAGCAUGGCCCACUGAUCGACUUCAACAGGCACCCUGAUAGCUACAUCAUCGUGCCCUCUGCCCGUUCCAAUCUCCCGCCUAUGCACCCAAACACAAAGCAAAGGAUCAACACGGCCCGAUGGCUCCAGUUUUCUCUCCGCUUGCUCCAGCUUUUGGGUGCUCUGGGUGCUCUUGUCUGUGUGAUUAUCAUCAGAGGCGUCAAUGAUGUCCAAGGUUGGAUUUUGAGGAUUCCUCCUGCCGUAGAUGCUGUAGUCUGUGCAUAUGCUCUGUACAAUCUUCAGCGUUCGCCCAAGAGACGUCCAGCAACCUCUUCGGCUAGCUACAAUGCCUUCUCCUUCUUCGUUGACAUUGCUCUCAUGCCUUUCUAUGUCUUCAUCGCCUUCUUCUCGGCAAGCAAUUGGCAAAUGGCUCCCGGCCUUGAAGGUCGUUGGUCUACGUUCUUCCACUCGGCCUCUCAGGACGCUAAAGUGCUGGAGUCUGCCUUCUUGAUUGGUAGUGUUGUGGGCGCUUUGCAUCUCUUCAGCAUUCCUAUCGACAUUUUCCUCUUCUCGCGCUUCAAGAAGAUUGCCGAAUAUCCACCGGAUAUGAACCCCCUGGAGGACAAUCUCACCAGCAGGAUCAACCGCAAACACACUUACAAGAGCAGCGACGCAUCAGCCUCCAUGUCUGAGCAAAGACUGGCCAUGUUGAGCGGCAGCUCUCUUAGUCUUAGCAGCCCUACUCGUGUCUCCAACAGAGACUCACUCAUUCCGGAGGCCAAUGUCCGACCCAUGUCUUUCUACAACUCACGCACCAAUCUGGAUGCCACCUAUCCCGGACAUACCAAGGAUUCUGCUCGUCAAUCCAGAUUUGAGUACCAACAACCAGCAUCAGCCUAUGUAUCGCAGGCCAGCAUGCAUCGUACUUCGCAGGCUCAUGAGCGCGAACGUUCCCGCUCUCGCUCUUCACGUCCCCAGUCAUACCAACGCUACGCAAAUCAGAGACCCACCACUCGUGAUUCUGUUCACGACCCAAUGCCAACUCGCCCUCUCUCCUUCAUCACUGCUUCUGAGAACAUGAGCCGCACUGGGACUCCUCAAUCAGGCCGUUCUUCCGAAAAGGACCAACCCGCAAAGGCUUUGACCAACGAUAACUGGUUCGUCCUUGCAGACGAUGAUGCCGACUUGUCUUCUCCUCGCCGUACCCCUGUUCCUGAACUCGUUUCGGAUCGCGACUCUAGUCCCGAGCUCCGUGAGCCUAACGUCACUCAGCUCCGCUUUGCCAGCGAAGAGCACAAGGAACUCCUGCCCCAGCCUCUUCGCACCAACCCUCCCACCCCUCCGAAGCAUUCCUUCGAUGCUGGUGAUUUCUACUUCGAUGAAAUGCCCAAUGGUACCCUUGAACUGGACGACUAUUCCCUACGCCAGGCCCCAUCAAACACAAGCAUCGGUCGUGCUUUGAGCCCUCCCGCCCCUGAGGCUUCUGCCUUGUCCGCCAAGUCAUCCAUCUACUCUCAACACCCAGACGACACAAGCCGCUCGAGCACUCCCAGAACCAAGCGCUACGGCAAUCUGACCCCUGCCAUCACCAAACUUCAGGAACAGACUGUGCCCAGAGGCCAAGGUCGCGUCGUCAGCAGGUCUGGCGUCGACAUUGCUGAUGCGAGCGUAAUGUAUCUCUCAUCUGACGAUCCCUAUGGCGCUCGCGCUCGCAACGUGAGCGGCAAGAUGGCCGAAGAGGGUCUCGGUGGUACUUGGGCUAGAAAAAGACACGUCAGCGGAAAAACUUGA